CCGGCGGCGGAGGGGCGCCCGUGCGGUCCCGUCUGGCGGACUCCUUCGUUCUCCCUCCCUCAGGCCGGGGCCGCGAGCGGGGCAGCGGGGCGGAGGGCCGGGGGGCUGGGCCGGGCCGCGGGCCCCGGGCGAGGUGGCGGGCCGCGGGGCGCGCGAGCCGCAUGUGUGGAUGGAGCCGGGCUCCGGGCUGCUGCCGCGGCGGGGGCCGGGGCUGGGCUCGGCGGGGGGCUCGCCGGCGCUCUCGGGGCCUCAGGCCCGCCGCAGGAAGCAGCCGCCGCGCCCGGCCGACUUCAAGCUGCAGGUGAUCAUCAUCGGCUCGCGGGGCGUCGGCAAGACCAGCCUCAUGGAGCGCUUCACCGACGACACCUUCUGCGAGGCCUGCAAGUCCACCGUAGGUGUUGAUUUUAAAAUCAAAACGGUAGAGCUAAGAGGAAAGAAAAUUAGAUUACAAAUCUGGGACACAGCAGGUCAGGAAAGAUUCAACAGCAUUACCUCAGCUUACUACAGAAGUGCCAAGGGAAUUAUAUUGGUGUACGAUAUCACAAAGAAGGAGACGUUCGAUGAUUUGCCAAAGUGGAUGAAAAUGAUCGAUAAGUAUGCCUCAGAAGAUGCAGAGCUGCUACUGGUUGGAAAUAAGUUAGACUGUGAAGUGGACAGAGAGAUCAGUCGGCAACAGGGAGAAAAAUUUGCACAGCAGAUAACUGGGAUGCGUUUUUGUGAAGCUAGUGCCAAGGACAAUUUUAAUGUCGAUGAAAUAUUUCUGAAACUAGUUGACGACAUCCUAAAAAAGAUGCCUUUGGACAUUAUGCGGAAUGAAUUGUCCAACAGUAUCCUGUCCCUGCAACCAGAACCGGAAAUCCCACCAGAACUGCCUCCUCCGAGACCUCACGUCCGUUGUUGCUAACUUGCUGCUUCGUCCAGAGUGGAAGUGGGGAGUUGGAAGAGUGCCGGACCUACUCUGCACUACAAUCACAUGGCAGUUCUUUGUUGCACUUUGAUCCCGAGUCAGAGCUACACACUAAUUUGUAAAUAUGCAAAUAUGCAAACCUGGGUAGGAUUCAGCUGUAAGCGGUUCAAUACGGCUCUUCCCACAAGUGGGUUUUUCACACUUCUUUCCCAGCACUAUAAAUAUUGUACAUUUGGCUGGAAAAUACAACACUCCCAAACCUAGGCUGUAAGGAAUUAAAAGCAUACUUACUUAUUCUGAACAUAAAUGUUGUAAUAGUCCUUGAUAUCAACAAAAUCUCUUCUAGUAUAUGGUGCUUUGCCAGCUUUUUAAAAAAAGAUUAUUUUUUAAAAUUAGACAAAUUUAUAAAGCUUUCUUGAGCAGUAUUGUUUUCCCUUAUUCUAUUGAAAAAGAAUUGUUACCGUUGCAUCUGAAAAGGAUAGUGCACUUCACCAAGUUCUGGUGCCCUGCGGUCUCCAUUCAGUGGCGUGCACAUGUGAGGCUAUGCGUAGGCCUCACUGAAAUGCCAUGGGACAAUUUGCUUAAUUGAGUUUCUGAACCUUACAGAUACGGCGUUUCCAGAAUUUCUCUUAUUUAUUAUGUAUUUUUAAAUUUCAUUUUCUUUCUGUUCAAAGGCACUGCAUUCAGUGCCGUUUUUAAUGGAUGAAUUAGCAACUCUCACAAUUGGUUUCCUUCUUGAAUAUAAAUUAUCUAGUAAUUGGACUGUGUAAAAAGAGAGAGAGAGAUAAAAGACAUUACUAUUCUCCUAGACAAAUUAUUUUCAUUUUUUUAGGAUAAGACUUUCCCUUUUGUUAAGGAAUACAUAUGUGUAUCUGUCAAUAUAAAUAGGGGAGACGAGUUUGUUAAAAUACAUUUUCCCCAUUGUGUUUAUUCACAUCUAAUAUGCUGUGCUAAAAGCGCUUUCUUUUUUUUGUCUGAAUGAACUUGUGAACAGUUAUCUUUUGGUAUAUCUUUUAUUAAAACUGCACUGUAUAGUUUAGCUGUGGUAAGCCAGUAGUUACAAAUUUGAGUAACUUGAUAUGUCCUAAAUGUUGUUGUGAUAUUGAAAAGCAUUGUCGUUCCAAACUAAUGAUGCACCAAUAAAAUUUUGUAUUUAUGAAUGACAUUGGAGCUGCAUCUCUUAUUAGAAUGCCAAACAUCAGAUGUUGGCCAAAAAAGGAAAUUCUAGUCUGGGAAGAAAAACAUUUUGAAUUAGCUUUCUAGUUUGUAAAAGCAGGAUCAGUUAAUAGACUGUAGCAAAGCUUUUUAAUAACUCAUAGGUCAUCAAAGUGGAUCCACUGACUUUGAAACCCUAAAUGGCUAUCUUAUUUUCCGGUGCCUGAGUCCCUGUUUUGUGUAUUAAGGCUUCCCCUCCCCUUACCAAUGGUGUGUUCCAGCAACUUUCCUAGAAUUUGUCUUCAGGCUCCUGGAAAGAAUUAAGAAUGUUAAAGAAUUGUUUGCAGUUUAAGUAAAUUAAAGUUCUCCCUGAUUUUGGUCUUGUGUUAGGAAUACCUCUUUGGGUCAUUCAGUUUUAACUAAUAAAAGAUGGACAAUUCAAAUUUAUUCCUAUUUCCACUACCACAAUGUGCCUAUACAAGUGUUGUUCUUCACACAAAUAUUGUGUGGCUUACUUUAGUACUGACUUGAUGAAGUUUGCCAUUUUUGUAGCACUUGUAGUAAAGCUCUGGGCAAUAACAGAGAAAAGGAACUUGUGAAUGAUAAAUUUAAACUUGACAAACGUUUAGGUGACUUUCUGUAUUUUAAAAACUGUGUUUUGCCUUCCAUUCUUGAAUAAAAAUGUAAGAAAACUGGCCUAAAUAAAUGUUAUAUAUUACAAGGA
Molecule: messenger RNA, 2786 nt
Organism: Eublepharis macularius
Lineage: Eukaryota; Metazoa; Chordata; Lepidosauria; Squamata; Eublepharidae
Gene: RAB12
Product: RAB12, member RAS oncogene family
Exons: 6
Coding region: 170-904 (244 amino acids)
Biological process (GO): Golgi vesicle fusion to target membrane; cellular response to insulin stimulus; regulation of exocytosis
Cellular component (GO): plasma membrane; endosome; synaptic vesicle
Molecular function (GO): GTPase activity; GTP binding
Source: RefSeq, a predicted model, not a curated record